Penicillium malachiteum is the source of this 486-nucleotide messenger RNA. RefSeq lists its product as uncharacterized. The record is from RefSeq and is a predicted model, not a curated record. Lineage: Eukaryota; Fungi; Ascomycota; Eurotiomycetes; Eurotiales; Aspergillaceae. The transcript has a single exon. The coding region runs from base 1 to 486 and encodes 161 amino acids.
AUGACUGUUGCCGUUGGCAUCGAAACACCCGCCAAACCCUCUCCUCGACCAUCUCUUCCAAAUUUUCCAAAAUAUACCAAAAAACGCUGGCCCCCAAUGGCAAACCGCAACGCUCUUCCAUACAAGCUCACAGUUAUCUCCAAGGAGAAACUGGCCCGUGAAGCUACUGCACCAGACCCAGAUCUUCGCCGCUGCGUGGCUCACUUUCGCCUCCACUGCGGCUCUGUCCUCUGGACUGAAAAUGAUAUGAAGUCUCAAAUGAGCUCCUUUGAAUUCGAGGAGUCAGAAUCCGAAUCCGAAGAUGACUACGACCACAAGAAGAUGAUCGAGUCAAAGAUCCAGCAAAAGACACGCAAUACCAUCGUCACUGUGCAAAUCACACCCGACGACAAAGAGCCUCUGGUCACAUCAUCUGAGAUCCUCCAUGAUGACACCAUCAAGAACAAGGACCUGUGUGCUAUCCCUGUUCAACCGAUUGCCGCUUAA